Molecule: messenger RNA, 2255 nt
Organism: Mesocricetus auratus (golden hamster)
Lineage: Eukaryota; Metazoa; Chordata; Mammalia; Rodentia; Cricetidae
Gene: Hadhb
Product: hydroxyacyl-CoA dehydrogenase trifunctional multienzyme complex subunit beta
Exons: 16
Coding region: 327-1754 (475 amino acids)
Biological process (GO): fatty acid beta-oxidation
Molecular function (GO): acyltransferase activity, transferring groups other than amino-acyl groups
Source: RefSeq, a predicted model, not a curated record
GAGGGGUCCUCGCGGAGCGAGAGCCGCCCAUCGGCGAGGGCGGGCGCUUGUCAUUCUGGACUUGACCUUGCUGGGAGUGGCGUCUUUCUCGGGUCUCUGGGGUGCGACGGCGCGCAAUUCGGCUUUCUUCCGACUUUCUCGCAGGCAGUCCCGCGGCUGUUGAGAUUGAGAACUCGUCAUUAAGUGCCAGCCUUGGGUGUGGAAGGAGGCGAGGCAGUCCUCCCACCUGCUUGGUGAUCCAGGGUUCACCGGCAUUUCUAACCCAGAAGGGGACCUAACGGACAUCUGGGCAUCCCCACCAAAGUAGCCGGAGUCGUUGAAUCAGAAUGUCUACCAUCUUGACUUCCACUUUUAAAAACCUUUCUACUACAUCAAAAUGGGCCCUCAGAUUUUCUGUAAGACCUCUGAGCUGUUCUUCCCAGCUACGAUCUGCCCCAGCUGUCCAGACCAAGUCCAAGAAGACCUUAGCAAAACCCAAUAUAAAGAAUAUCGUGGUGGUGGAAGGUGUCCGCAUUCCAUUUCUGCUGUCUGGCACUUCCUAUAAAGACUUAAUGCCACAUGACUUGGCUAGAGCUGCACUUUCGGGUUUGUUGCAUCGGUCCAGUGUUCCAAAGGAUGUUGUUGAUUAUAUCAUCUUUGGUACAGUCAUUCAGGAAGUAAAAACAAGCAAUGUGGCUAGAGAGGCUGCCCUUGGUGCUGGCUUCUCUGACAAGACUCCCGCCCACACUGUCACCAUGGCUUGUAUCUCUUCAAACCAAGCUAUGACCACAGCUGUUGGUCUGAUAGCUUCUGGUCAGUGUGAUGUCGUCGUGGCUGGUGGUGUUGAGUUAAUGUCUGAUGUCCCUAUUCGUCAUUCAAGAAAAAUGAGGAAAAUGAUGCUUGAUCUCAAUAAAGCCAAGACUCUGGGACAGCGUCUGUCCUUACUCUCCAAAUUCAGAUUGAAUUUUCUAUCACCUGAGCUCCCUGCAGUGGCUGAGUUCUCCACUAAUGAGACCAUGGGCCACUCCGCAGACCGGCUGGCUGCUGCCUUUGCUGUUUCUCGAAUGGAACAGGAUGAAUAUGCUCUGCGGUCUCAUAGUCUGGCCAAGAAGGCACAGGAUGAAGGACAUCUUUCAGAUAUUGUACCCUUCAAAGUACCAGGAAAGGACACAGUUACCAAAGAUAAUGGGAUCCGUCCUUCCUCACUAGAACAAAUGGCCAAACUAAAGCCUGCAUUCAUCAAACCCUAUGGCACAGUGACAGCUGCGAAUUCUUCUUUCCUGACGGAUGGCGCAUCUGCGAUGCUCAUCAUGUCAGAGGACAGAGCUCUGGCCAUGGGCUAUAAGCCAAAGGCGUAUCUGAGGGAUUUUAUGUAUGUGUCCCAGGAUCCAAAAGAUCAGCUUUUACUUGGACCAACAUAUGCUACUCCAAAAGUUCUAGAAAAGGCAGGAUUAACCAUGAACGAUAUUGAUGCUUUUGAAUUUCAUGAAGCCUUCUCAGGCCAAAUUUUGGCUAACUUUAAAGCCAUGGAUUCCGACUGGUUUGCACAGAACUACAUGGGCAGGAAAACCAAGGUCGGAUCGCCUCCUCUGGAGAAGUUUAACAUCUGGGGCGGAUCACUGUCUCUGGGACACCCUUUUGGAGCCACUGGCUGUCGAUUGGUCAUGGCAGCUGCCAACAGGCUGAGGAAGGAUGGAGGCCAGUAUGCUUUAGUGGCUGCCUGUGCAGCUGGAGGACAGGGUCAUGCUAUGAUUGUGGAAGCUUAUCCAAAAUGAUUGCUCUAGAGGAGGUGGCCUGAUUUCUGUGUGCAGCAAUCACACUGGGCAAUGCCAUUUCAAUGCACCACCAAGUGACACCUGUAGUUCCUAGCUCUUCUUGGGAAAACAACAUCUGUGGCCUUCUCUUAAUACUUUGCGAUCAAGCCUUGCCAGUGUUCCAAGCUUUCCGAUAAUCUCAGCCUCUGUUCUCUAAGUUCCAGAGUAUCACAGAUGUGCACACAGUUCUUGUUAUCUCUUGUCACAAAGACUAAUGGCUGGCAGCAGCUUGGAGAGAUGUUAGCUGAGGUUUGAAGUCAUCUUUGUAACAUUUGCAGAUUUCCCUUGUUCUUGUCCGUGUCAUAGAGAUAAUUAUUUUUUUCUAAAAUACAAACCAAUGUGCCUAAAGUAACUUACUAUGGAAAAAAUAAUAAUCUAAACAUCUCUGAAACCUGAAAUGCUUACUAUAUAUAUAUAUAUAUAGCAUGUUGAUUGACCUUAAUAAAGUAGAAAUGUAUUAGA